Messenger RNA from Glarea lozoyensis ATCC 20868, 465 nucleotides. RefSeq names its product lambda repressor-like DNA-binding protein. Gene Ontology annotation, cellular component: nucleus. NCBI's taxonomy places the organism in Eukaryota, Fungi, Ascomycota, Leotiomycetes, Helotiales, Helotiaceae. The coding region runs from base 1 to 465 and encodes 154 amino acids. The record is from RefSeq and is a predicted model, not a curated record. Gene Ontology annotation, molecular function: DNA binding. The transcript has 2 exons.
AUGGACGACUGGGACUCCGUCACCAAGAUUGGAAGCAAAUCCCGCGGCGGCGCCACAUCUCGCGAGACGGUCGUGCGUGGGAAAUCAGCACUCAACGCCGCCCAGCGCAGCGGAGCCGUAAUCGGCACUGAGAAGAAAUUCGGCGCUGGAAACUCCGCAUCCAAACCCGGCGUCGAAGGCCAACAUCUCACAAAGGUCGACCGAAGCGAUGACAUCGUGAAGCCCAACACCGUAGGCAAGGAGGUCGGCUCGGUGAUCUCAGACCAGAGACAGAAGAUGGAGCCAAAGAUGACACAGAAGGAUUUGGCGACUAAGUGCAACACAACACAGAGUAUCGUGGCGGAUUUCGAGAGAGGAACGGCGACGCCUGAUCAGAAGAUUUUGGGGGCGAUGGAGAGAGUUUUGGGUAUUAAGCUGAGGGGAAGUGAUAUUGGGGCUCCGCGAUUUGGUCCUAAGAAGAAGUAG